GCUGGCUCGGAAGUGUCUCCUCCCGCCUCAGAAACGCGGCGCACGCCCAGCAGCUUCGGAAAAACCUUAGGCGGUGGGAGGGAGGGGCGUGCGCCGCACCCCGCAAGCCCAGAGCUCCGUGCCCUAGCCGGCCGGCUUCUUCCCGUAGUGCCGGUGUGACGGCCGUCCCGGGUGAGCAGCCGAGUGCCGGCGUCCCCGCCACGAGCGCGCCACCGCAACUGGCUCCGCCCCCUGCCGGAACGGGCCGCGCGCUCCUGCGGCUCCGAGCAGAGUCGCGGGUGCGCGCGCCGGCGGCGGAUCCGCAGUUAAAAUGGUCCGAGCGGGACCCGGCCUUGCCCCCGCCGCUGCGCUGACUGACUGAGCCGGUUGGCCGGGCCCGGACUGGUCGCCUAGCCGGCAGGCUCGCUCGCUCCCUCCCUCGCAUCCCCAAAGCUCGCGCCCAUCGUUCUCCCGGCUUCCCUGGGCAAAGCAUGUAGCCCCCGUCGGGCACUCCGGCGGCCCGCAGCUGACGCCCACCCCCCACCGUCGCGUGUGUGCCCGUGUGUGCGUGUGUGUGCGCAGGGAGGGCGACCCCGCCGGGGGCCGAGCCAGCGAGCGGCCUGCCCCGCUGCCGGGAGCCCGCCUCUCUGGGUCUCCCUCCCUCCCGUCCCGGUCCCCCUCCUCGGGGCCUUCUAUAUGGGCCACCUUCUCUCGAAGGAGCCGCGUAACCGCCCGAGCCAGAAGAGGCCUCGCUGUUGCAGUUGGUGCCGCCGCCGGCGCCCUCUCCUCAGGCUGCCUCGCCGGACCCCAGCCAAGGUGCCCCCUCAGCCGGCGGCGCCCCGGAGCCGGGACUGCUUCUUCCGCGGGCCCUGCAUGCUCUGCUUCAUCGUGCACAGUCCCGGCGCGCCCGCCCCCGCCGGCCCAGAGGAGGAGCCGCCGCUCUCGCCGCCGCCGCGGGACGGGGCCUACGCUGCAGCCUCCUCCUCUCAGCACCUGGCGCGGCGCUACGCGGCCCUGGCCGCCGAGGACUGCGCCGCUGCUGCCCGCCGCUUCCUGGUAUCCUCGGCCGCCGCCGCCGCCGCCGCUGCCGCCUCGGCUUCGUCGCCCGCCUCCUGCUGCAAAGAGUUGGGGCUGGCUGCGGCCGCCGCCUGGGAGCAGCAGGGCCGAAGUCUCUUCCUGGCCAGCUUGGGGCCGGUGCGCUUCCUGGGGCCGCCCGCCGCCGUGCAGCUCUUCCGGGGGCCGACACCGUCACCGGCCGAGCCCCCUACGCCCCCCGAAAUGGUGUGCAAGCGGAAGGGGGCCGGGGUCCCCGCCUGCACCCCCUGCAAGCAGCCCCGCUGCGGCGGCGGGGGCUGCGGCGGCGGCGGCGGCGGCGGCGGCGGGGGAGGGCCUGCGGGGGGAGGCGCUUCGCCGCCCCGGCCCCCCGACGCCGGCUGCUGCCAGGCCCCGGAGCAGCCCCCGCAGCCGCUCUGCCCUCCGCCCUCUUCUCCCACCUCCGAAGGUGCCCCCACCGAAGCUGGCGGGGACGCUGUCCGAGCCGGGGGCACCGCCCCCUCGUCCGCCCAGCAGCAGCAUGAAUGUGGCGACGCGGACUGUCGGGAGCCCCCCGAAAACCCCUGCGACUGUCACAGGGAGCCGCCCCCCGAAACCCCAGACAUCAACCAGCUGCCGCCGUCCAUCCUGCUCAAGAUAUUUUCCAAUUUGUCACUGGAUGAGCGUUGCCUUUCCGCAUCAUUGGUUUGCAAGUACUGGCGUGACCUUUGUUUAGACUUCCAGUUUUGGAAGCAGCUGGAUCUUAGUAGUCGUCAGCAGGUCACUGAUGAAUUGUUGGAAAAAAUUGCAUCAAGAAGUCAGAAUAUAAUUGAAAUCAACAUUUCUGAUUGUCGCAGUAUGUCUGAUAAUGGCGUAUGUGUUUUAGCAUUUAAAUGUCCUGGACUUCUUAGGUAUACAGCCUACAGGUGUAAACAGCUUUCUGACACCUCUAUUAUUGCGGUUGCCUCUCACUGUCCUUUACUUCAGAAAGUGCAUGUAGGCAACCAGGACAAACUCACUGAUGAAGGACUCAAGCAGCUGGGCUCAAAAUGCAGAGAACUCAAAGAUAUUCAUUUCGGCCAGUGUUACAAGAUCUCAGAUGAAGGCAUGAUCGUCAUAGCUAAGGGCUGUCUGAAAUUACAAAGGAUAUACAUGCAGGAAAACAAAUUAGUGACAGAUCAGUCAGUGAAAGCAUUUGCUGAACACUGUCCUGAGCUUCAAUAUGUAGGCUUCAUGGGUUGUUCAGUCACUUCUAAAGGAGUCAUUCACCUAACCAAGCUAAGAAACCUUUCCAGCUUGGACCUACGUCAUAUCACUGAACUGGAUAAUGAAACCGUGAUGGAAAUUGUCAAGAGGUGCAAAAAUCUUAGCUCUCUCAAUCUCUGUCUGAACUGGAUCAUAAAUGACAGGUUAGAGGUAAACUGAUGCAGAACAUCCAAAUGGAGAUGUUCUUAUGCAUAUUUAGAAAUAUGGAGUGUGAGUGAGAGCUGGCAGUGUAAACUUCAAUGGUCAUAGUGAUGUUUUCACAGCCUGACCUGGGAAAUCAGAUACUUCUUUGUAUGGUAAGACCAUCAUUAUUACAUAGUUAAAUAAAAUGUCUGUCAAGAGGAAGUAAUAAUGAAGGCAAAGGUGUUUUGUAAAUCAUUGUUUACUGAAAGCCCACUGAAAUGCAGACAUUUUUGUACUUGCUAAUCAAAUCCAUUAGAAAAUAAAAUUUCUCUAAAAUAAUUUUUAAGGAGAAAAUACUAUUUACAUACUUUUUCAAUGUUUGUUAUACAUACAACAUAUUAUAUAGAGCAAAAUAUUAUUUAUUCCCUUAAAAAGAACACAUUUUCCUAAAUAGUGUUCAUUUUGGUUAAUGUCUAUUAAGAAGAGAGCAUUAGUGUAUUAAGUAAUUAGGGGUUUCUGUUCUUUUAUACAUAACACUAGUAACAAACACAGAUUUUGGUCUAUGGUGGUCAUUACUAUCUGUAAGAGAUAAUUUUGAUUUAACAGAGCUGUGUGAAUUCUUCACACUUUUGCAUUUCUUAAAAAGGACUUUCAGGCUGGGCACGGUGGCUCAUGCCUGUAAUCCCAACACUUUGGGAGGCUGAUGCGGGCGGAUCACCUGAGGUCAGGAGUUCGAGACCAGCCUGACCAACAUGGAGAAACCCCGUCUGUACUAAAAAUACAAAAUUAGCUGGGCGUGGUGGCACAUGCCUGUAAUCCCAGCUACUAGGGAGGCUGAGGCAGGAGAAUCGCUUGAACCUGGGAGGCGGAGGUUGCGACGAGCCGAGAUCAUGCCAUUGCACUCCAGCCUGGGCAACAAGAGUGAAACUCCGCCUAAAAAAAAAAAAUAGGACUUUCUUCAGUCAAGGUUAAUAUAAAAUAAUUCAUUUGGGAAGGACUCAUGGUUAUCCUCCUAGUAGAAUACUAAAUUGAAUAUGAUUGUACAUGCAAAUUUAUGUGUCAAUUACUCUUAAAUAAUUAAAAUGAGUUUAUACAAAUAAAACCCUGAAAUUUAGCCUUUACAUUUAUUGAGAUAAUUUUUAGAAAUUAUAAGAGAAAGCUAUAAGUUAUAAUGAAACCAUAAUUACUGUAGCCAUAUAAUAAUUAGCAUUCAUAAUUAUAACAAAUACUAUAAUAAUUAUUUUUUUCUUACUGAUCAAUCAGUGUUUGAAAUUUCCUCUGUAGUAAAGAUUUGUAUUUUGAUGAAAAAGUGGUCUCUUGCUGCUCUGAGAAUAUAAGGGAAUACACAGUGGUGAUUAGUUGGUAAGAAGUAAAUCCCACCCUGUUUUUUAUCCCCCAAUGGAAUGUUUUAUUAGAAUUUUCCUUCUAAGGUGUAGGUUCUCAUUAUUAAAACCAAUAAUGCCCAUGUAAGUUAUCUUUUCAUAGAAGCAUCCACCUCACUGCAAUUUUAAAUCAUUUAUAGUCAUCCUAUUAAUGAGGACUCUGGAGGUCUCUUCAUUUGUGAUUUUGGUAACUGAAUUGUUGGGCUGGUUGCAAAUUUUUCACAAAUCACUCUUAUAGCAAAAUAUUAUUACCAAACAGUCACAGAUUUAUUUAUAAGAGAAUUCAGAACUUCCACUGGUGAAUAGUCAAGGAAACACGUUUAUUAAGAUUCAUUAGAUGCUCAAGGAGCCUUUUAAUGUAACCAGGAAGUAAUAAUUUACUGGGGUUAGAAAUAACUUGAACAAAGAAGUUUGUGUCAGAAUAGAUAUAAAACAAGCAUAGAUUUAAACCUGCAAAUUGUUCCUAUUCCUGUUUGAAAUAUGUUAUUUAUUUCAGUAGCAGAGUUGAGAAUUGCUUAGAGAUGUAUAUGAAAACUAUGUUUCUUGAGUUUUGCUAUUUUUCUAAAAUUUGAAGGUUUAGAAAGACUUGAAAAAUUCAGAGCAAUGAAAAAAAUUACUUAUUCUAUCUUCCUUUUUCAGAAACAAAAUCUAAAUGAGAAAUAUAUUAAAAUGAGGACCAGAACUUCAAAGUCAGUCUUUUAGAUUAGGACACAAUAAUAUAGUGUUAUUAAUUGAACUUACAAGAGCUAUCCUAAUCUCAGCACACCUGGCUAAUGUGGUUGUGCCAUCUUUGAGCCCAUAAAUCUUAUGCCGUUAGAACACAAUUGACAGUCUAUAAAAGUUAAAAAAAUAAAGUAGGAUAUUAAAGCAGACAUUCUUUAACAUUUAUCAACCUAGAAGUUAAUAAAUGUUCUUUUAAGGCAGCAUUGGAAAAGAAUUGGUUUGAGAUAUUUUCAGCAUACAGAAAAGCUGUCUUUACAAAUGAGCUUGUUCUGGGUUUUUACAUUUUUACUACCCAAGUUAAAAUCUUGAAAAGAUACUUUUCGUUUUCUUUAUUCAUUUAAAUUGAAUUGUAUAUAAUAACAGCCCCUGACAUCUUAUUCAAAGGCGUAGUAAUCCUUCUAUUUAGAGGCAUGUCCUAAAAUUAUAUUACUAUAUCCAGAUACUUUUGAAUAUCAUUAUUAUUUUCCACUCCCACUCAGAGCUUCUUGAUUACUAAGAUUUGAGAUUUUCUGUUAAUUUUAAGGUUUAUGCGUCUUGGGUUAGAAUUUAGAGUUCGCAUGUGCAUAUGAAAGGGAGAUUUUUUUUUUCCUGUCAUUUCUUUCCUAAUCCAAGUCUCAGUUUUGACUUCACCAAACCUGUUUAAUGUUUUCUUUCUCUCCCACGAUAAAAAUUAUAUUUUAAAAGUAAAUUAUAUUUAUUAUUAUGUUCAUGGUUAUAUAAACGUGUAUGACAAAGUCUUAAAGGAAACAUUAAAAAUAAAAGCAGUUUAUGUAUGAUUAUUCUUCCUUUGAAACAAUUUUUUCUUUUAAAAUGCUCUUUUAAUAAAAGUCAUAAAAAAUGUAAUUGUUUAUAGAGACUUAUUGGAACUUGUAUAGAUUAUCACAUUGGUCACUUUUUAUUAGAUUAUUAAGUAAAUGUGGUUAAAAAAUGGGUUAUUUAGAUUAAAAAAAGAACUGCAGCAGCCUCUUGAAAAACCUUAUUUAAAAAUGGUAAUUUAACCAUUAUUUUAGAUGUAAAAGAUCUUAGUUUACCUGCCAAUAAUUUUUUUUAUUUAUUUUGAAAAUCUUUGUUCUAUUCAGGUUUUAGAAUUGAUUUUAGCAAUCUAUUAUGGUAAUGAAUUACUGCUAUAAGGAAUGCAAUUUGAUAUAUUCUCAGGAGUUAUGUAACUACCAUGACAUAUUUUUACUCAGUAAUUUUCAUCUCAGUAGAGACAUAUUUAAAUAAGUAAUGUUAUUCAAAAUGAUUCUUGAAGUCUUUUGACUCAUUUUCACUGUAUAGAAAAUAUUAAGGUUAAAUCUGCAAAGUGAUUGAAGCUAAAUGGGAGCCUACUUUGAUUCUAAAGGAAAAUGAUAUUCAAUUAGACAAUUUCAUACCUGUGAGACUUUUCAACAGAUAGUGGUAGGUUGUCUAUUUUAAGAGUGUAAAUCAGACUACAGAUGAAUUCCUUAGAAAUAUGUGUAUGCAACCCUGCUUGAAGAUGCAUUCCCUUAAUUUACAAUACUGUCAUCCUGUGAGUGACAACUAGUGAAUACAUUGCAUUGAUUUCAUAAUACUUGACAGCCUAUACAACUAUAGAACAAAUUGGUAAAAUCCCAGUUCUUGCAAAGACAGUGCUGAAAGAACCUUUCUUUUGGUUUCCUCAUUUUUAAUUCACGUUCUCCAUCAGGAUGCAAUAACAGUAGAUUGAUUGCUUACCAUCAAAAGAAAAUACUUAAAUUCAGAUUUUCCACUAAUGAUAGUCAAGACUGUUGAAUGAGUUUUUAAGUCAACCUAUUUGAUACAAUUCUCUGAGUAUGUAAUUCUCAGUCAUAAUUGGUAUAAAAUCUACCUAAAAAUCAUGUCAACCAAAAAAUCCCAUUUAAAUAGUUAGGGAAGUGAAUUCCUACAUACCAUGAACAUAAAUGUAGUAAUUGAGCUUGGUUGGGCUCGUUAUUUUGUUGCACAUAUUUAAAUAUCUAGUUGUUCCUGUUGAAGUUAUAUAUACUUUUGAAAAGUUUGUUUUCCUUACAGUAUAUUUCCUAUAGAAAUAUACAUGGGUAGCUGUACUCCCUGGUGUUUCCCAGUUGCUUUCUUUAGCUAGUGUUGAGUGAUCUAUAUCUCAUUAAAAUUUUAAACUUCUUGAAAUAAAAUUGUGCUGUAGAUCUUCACAUAAUUUUUAACUGUGUUUUGUAGACUCUUGUUGAAUUUGGUAUUUUAAUCAGCUAUCAUGACAAAUCAUCAGAAAUGUGUUUAGGAGAAGCUCUCUUGGUUGCUGUUUUUAUCAUAGAGUUUCUAUGUGCCCCAGGACAAGUUAUAAUAAGGUGACAAAUUAUUGUUGGUAUAUUAACCCUUUCACUUUUCAUCUGUUUUAUAACCUUCUUUUGUAAUGUAAUAGCAUUUUUGGUACUGAAACUGAGGUAGGCUAGUUGACUAAAAAAUCCCUAGUAGCACAACUGACUGGUCAUAUUAGAGAAAAUGAUGCCUCAAAUGAGGAACAUUGGCCUCCAUCACAGAUGGAAAUCCAGUGAAAACAAAAAAUAAUUACUGAAAGAUGGUAACAUUUUCUGAUAAAUUCAGGAUUAAAGACAAAUUCUUUUUUUUUUUUUUAAAGAUGGAGUCUUGCUCUGUUGCCCAGGCUGGAAUGCAGUGGCAUGAUCUCGGCUCACUGCAACCUCUGCCUCGCAUGUUCAAGCUAUUCUUGUGCUUCAGCCUCCCCAGUAGCUAGGAUUAUAGGCAUGCACCACCACGCCCAGCUAAUUUCUAUAUUUUUAGUAGAGACAUGGUUUCACCUUGUUGGCCAGCCUGGUCUCAAACUCCUGAACUCAAGUUAUCCACCUGCCACAGCCUCCCAAAGUGCUAGGGUUAUAGACAUGAGGCACUGCACCCAGUGAGAGAUUCUUAAUAAUUAACUGAUAUGUAGAGAAAACAAAAAAAGUAUUGUUUUAUGAAAAUGUACAACUCUGAUUUGAAAAUCCUACCAGGGGGUUAUUAUUCAAAGAUUUUGUCACUGUUUGGAUGGAUUUAUACAUAGCAUAUUAAAAAAUUAAUUCUUAAUUCAUGCUUGUUUUUUAUUAGAUUAAUUUCAUUGAAAGCUAUCGGCAUUUGGGAAGUUUUCUUUUAAUGUUUAAAAUUAUGCUUUCAAGUUUACAUCACAUUACCUAUAGAUUUUUUGAAGCAGAAUUUUAAAAAAUCUAUUAAAGAUUUUUUUAAUUGGAAACAAUACCAUGCUUCAGAAUUUCCCCCUUCCUAGCUCCUUCCAUGUCCUAAGCACUCUCUUUUCUCAUCAUCUUUUUAAUAAAAGCACCUCCUUUUCCCCAAGAAAACAACCAUUAUGUGUCGAUAAUCUUUGAAACCCAAAGUCCUGUCAGUUAUGCCAAUUUGACUGUGCAUUUUAUUUAUAUGAGUAAGAGAAGAGCACUAAUGGUAAUUUCAAAAAGGGAAUAAAAAAUGCAUAAGCCCCUUGUGCCAGCACAGCUUUUCUACACCAUUUUCUUUCUUACUAUGUUUUGAACAGGAUAAUGAUGGUGGUUUGAUGUUAAUCAUCAUUGUAGUUCUUGAGUAUCAGAAUUUAUCACUGUGGGCCCCAUCAUAGCCUUAAUUUCUACUAUAGUGAGGAUGAUAGGCAAUUUGAAAGCACUUCUACAAAGACAUAAGUGUUGGUGUCUUCCAAAUUUAUAAUUACUUUCUUAGACAAAACUGGCUUUAGAAAAUUUCAUAUGCAUAUCUUUCUCCUUAUUCUUGUUUGCACAAGCAAACUAAAAAACAAAACAUACACAUAAACAACAACAACAUCAAGUAUAAUAUACAGAAGCAAAGACAAGAUUGAAAUUGUAUUAGGAACCCAAGGGUUUCUGGUGACUUUAAAUGGAAAUUUUUUGAUGUUUAUAGUAGUAUUCAGUGAAUACUGAGAUUUUUUCUUUUAUUUUUGCUUUUACUUUUAGUUGACACGAUAUUUUCUUUUGACUCUCAAUGGCGUUUUUUUCUUCUUUUUUUUCUUUUUUGCUAAAUGUAUCUUUAGGUGAAUUAAAGAAUAGACUAAACCUUUUUAUCAAAAAUAUUGUGCUGUGAAAGCUUUUUAAAGUCAGUGAGCUUUGUCAUCUGACCCUUCUUUUAGAAAAUAGGCCUUUAGCUGACUCAUGUUAUAUAUGUAUGUAUAUAUAUAUAGAGAGAGAGAGAGAGACAGGCAGAGACAGAGAGAUAAUCUUAUAUAGCAUGAGUUGCUCCAAGAAUUAAUGAUAUAUACACACAUAUAUAAAAUAACCUAUGCCUGAUGGUAAAAAUAUAAACUGUCAAUUUCUUCUUUUAGGGUCUUAGCUAUCUAGAAUGUUAAUAAAAUCAUGUUUAAUCUGAAGUAAAUAUAGUCUGAUUUGAAUUGGAUGAAAUUUUUAGGUUUAUUUCACAGGCGAUUUUUUAAAAAAUGCUUAGUGGUUUAACAAAAGAAACUGAAUCUUAAAUGAAAAUAGAGGGAAGUGAGUGAACCUGAUCUAGUUUCACCUACAAGACCUCCAAAAUAGUUUCUAAGAAAAUGUGCCUUUGGACCGAUGUCUCAUAUGCCAGGUUCUAGCCUAGUGCCCAAUUUUUUUUUUGCCUGAUUUUUAAACUGAUCAAAUUAGAGGCUAAAUUAUGCUCUGUAUUUUAGUUAAGCCAUGUGCUAUUAGCAGGGCACCUUAGGACUAUCUCUAGUCUACAGCUGGCCAGAAACUACUUGCCUCUGCACCUCUUAUAACUGCACAUGAUUGCUCUAGAGGAAAUUCUCAAAAGCCCCAUUCCAUCAGAGCAAUCUAAAAUUAAGGAGUUGAGAAAUAGGAUUUUUCCACUUGUGGGCUUUUAGAAUUUUUGUUGACUCUUUGGGCCCUUUGGACUGUAAAGAAUAUACAGGUGUUAUGUUUCACUUGGUUACUUUAUCAGGAAAAUAGAAGGGCAUAUACGACUAAAAAUAGAUUUUCUGGUUCUUUUUGGGGUUUAGAUAAAUUUUGAAUGAUAAUUGAAUAUAAACACAAAUGAAUAUAAACACAAUAACUGGAUAUAAACACAUCCAGCUUAAAAAGGAUCAUCUCCUCCAACACAAAACUAUAACAUAGUUCUGGUAACACUAAUGAAGAGCAUAUGUAAAUAUCAACCCAAAUUACUAUUAACAUAUCCCACCCAAGCUACCACGUUCCAUCAAAACUAUCUGCCAUUUAUCAAAGAUCUAAAACAUUUCAUUAUCUACUCCUUCCUUGCCACCCUCCAUAGAAUACUCCUAUCGUUACUAAUACAUAAAAUACAAAUUCUAAAUAUCUCAUUUAGGUAGUUCUUAUUUCAGGAUAACCUAAAUUCUAGCUGAUACAAGUGUUAACCAUUUUGUUCAGUUUUGAUCGUGACCUACUUUUAUUGAUUCUUCUGGAACUCUUAAAAACUUUCAAUCCUUCCAAGUUUAUUUUUAUGUAGCUUUAUCUCAUCUUUCUGUAUAGUACAAGCAGAGAAAGCCCUAAUGUUUACUAUCCCUUACUUAUUUAUUUAAUUUUUACAGGUACAUAGUAGGUGUAUAUAUUUAUGGGGUACAUGAAAUAUUUUGAUAUAGGCGUAUAAUGUUUAAUAAUCACAUCAAGAUAAAUGGGGUAAGAUUGCUCAUUUAUGUUGCAUUACAUUUUAUUUUUAUAGUAUGUUGCUUAAAUUUGUAUGUCUUUGGUUUCAAGCAUUCUUUUUUUUUAAUAAAAUACAGAAUUUUGUAGUUUCUGGUACCUAGAUAACAAGGAGAAGUAGUGUUAGCCAGGUUUUCAAACUGUAGCCCUUUUCCUUGAACAACUAGUUAGAUAAUUUCAGGGAUGGUUUAGUUGAACAUGGAUUUUUAUAUUUAGGAUAUUGCCCUAGUCGUUUUCCUUUCUUGAAAAGGGGAUAUUUGAUUGCGGUUAAAUUGUGAAGUUGUAAAGCUGUGUUAGCUAAAUUUUUUACUAUGUCAGCAAGCAGAAUAUUGUUUGCACUUCUUUGCUUUUUAAAUGCUGCUCAGGGAGCUGCGUAAGUUAUAAUUGAUGCACAGAAGAGAUUUCAAAUUUUAUAUGCCUAUAAAUUGGCAUUGCUACAUAGACUAGAAAGAUGAGAUUGGAGAAGUUAUUUUCCCGUGAGAAUGAUACAAAUUACUGUCAAACUGUUUAUGCUUGCUGUAAAAAUAUUUUCAAUGUACAGGUAUUUGCUUACUAUCUGGGUAGCACUCUUAUUAAAGUGGAAUAACAUUUUGAGCCAAAAUGAAAUGUUUUCAGUACUAUUGCAUAUUGUAGUAGUCUGGUUUAGUCAUUCCUGGGCUUAAAUGCCUGUAAUUAUGUUUGUUCUUUAAAAUUCUUGAAUUUGCUUAAGUUUGGAGUUUUAGAAUUUUAAGUAAUUAUAAACACUAUAGUGUUAUAACAGCCUGGCCUCCUUAUUUUACAUAUGAAGAAACUGAGGCCCAGAAGUGUUAAAAAAUAUGCCAAGGUCAAAGGCCUAGAAAUUUGCAUGAAUGGAAUUAAAAUAAGUUUUCCUGCAUCACUCUGGUUCUUUUUUUUAACAUAUUUCAUAUCUUAUGAAAUUGCCAUGCUUAAUAUAUAUUCAUUUCAGGAAUAUAAAUGCCUUUUCUUCUUCCAGUUUACAUUUAACCUCCAGAUGACCUGAAAUUUGCAAUGUUUAAGAUGAAUUUGUAGGACUCAUUUGGUGAAGUUGGCCAAAACUUUAAAAGCAUAGACUAAAUUAGGCAUUAGCAAAUAUGCUUCUCUUAUUUUGUUAAGACAGUUUACUAAUGUCAACAACAGGAGUGUGAAGUGAUCCUUUACCCUAAAUAAACUGCCAGUCACUGACUCAAACUUAUUGUAUCUUUAAUACAUUUUCAAAAAGAAUGCUGGUUGGUAGGUGAUCUUUAGUUGGGAUCAAGAGAAGAACUCUCAGCCGUAGGUUCCGUGGGAAUUAAAAUUCUUCAUUUUGUUAGUGGUGUCUUAUGUUUUCCAUAUGAAAGUACUGAUUUUGACAGAUCAUUUAGGAAUGUUAAGUUUUUGUUUUACUUUCCCAUUACUCAAUAGCAGAAUCUAGGAGAUCUCAUAUUUUGCAGUGAUUUUUUUUUGUGUGUGCUCCAUUGGUUUAUAGACAAGAACACAGAAAUAGGGAGUAUCAGCUAAUGAAAGGUGACAAUGAGACGACAGUUUGAGGUAUGCUGAAAUAAGAUGAAACUAAAGUUUGCUUUCAUUCAGAUUGCUGUUUUUUUUCUUUCAUCCUAGAACGUAAGCUCUAAGGAAAAGACUCGGUGAUAUCUUUACUAAAGAUUUAGUAACAUGAAAACACUAGAAAAUAAUUUGUUUAUAUUAAAGCUUUCAAAUGGAAAUAUCAACAUAGUAGCUGAAUAUAUUUCAGUGCCCACAGUGACAUUUAUUUUAAGAUUUGUUUUUAGGAAUUGGCUUGCACACAUGAUUGCUGAUCUUUGGGUAGUUUCUCUCAAUUAUUUUAAGAGUUGCUCGAUCUUGCUUUCAAGAGCUUUGCCUGUGUUGGGGGCAAAGAAAAGGUGGGAAGAGGGAAACUGACAGUCUAAUGCACUUCUUUCAGGAUAAAACUGUAUUGAAAAUAGAGAUAUUUGAGCAAUUCUUGGGGAAUCUUAACUUUCCUGUAAAUGGUUUUGCCAAAACUGUGUAGUGGCAAUUAAAAAAAGCAAAAGACAAAAAACUUACCCAAGCACAUGCACAACCACCAUCACACAACAAGAAAAAGAAAAACUUUUCCUAAAAGAUCUAGUAUGGAGAAGUAGGAGAUUUUAUAUGCAGCCAAAGAAUAAAAAGUAAAAAUCACACUAGAACCUGAGAAAUAAUGCCUGUAUCACUCAGCCCUAGCCUUUGGCCACAGAUUAAGGUCGUGUGUUGGCGGUAUUAGAAGCAGAUGCUCUUAUAAACUAAAUGUUAGGCUAAUGAGUGCGAUAGCGCUGCCAGUAAUCAGAGGUGACUGCGAGGAACAUGUUGUUUUCUUGCACAUGCUUUUCUGAAAUGCUCUAGGAAUGAGCGCAUACUAUAGGAAGAGGCAGAGGCAGUGCUGUCUGGGCAGUUCCUCGUGGGCAUUUUCUGUAAAGCUUUUUGCAGAUAAAUAAUUCAGUAGACAAUAUUAAGAGUCAUUUGCAUUUGCCUCCCUGACUUUGAGUAUAUGUUACUCAAUGUCUUGCUUUUGUGUGAAUACACAAUUGGCAUUCGUUUUACAUUUCUGUAAUGUUGGUUUUCUAAUUAUACUCCAUUUCUCUCUAGAGAUUAUUUCUGUUUCUUUCCUGCUGUAUGCAUUCACCUCCCAUUCAUGGUAAAAUAAGUUACCAUAAAACAUAAGUCCAUAUUUUAAGGGAAAUUCAUAAAUGUAUUUAUUAAAAGAUUGUAAAUUAUCUUUACAUUUUGUAACAAUAUACUUAAUUUGUGAUAUUUUCACAAAAAAUUAAAAUGUAUUUCUUUAUGAAGUAUAGCACUGUGGUUAAGAACAUGAAAUCAAGAGCCAGACCCUGAAUUUGAAUCCUGGCUUUGUUAUGUAUUAGCUAUGUGACCUAACAGCAUGUUAUUUAAUAUCUGUAUGCCUGAGCUUUUUCAUGUUUAAAAUGGAGACUAUCCCAUCUACUUUGUAGGAUUCUUGUGAGAAUCAAAUAUAUGUGCAUUGUACUUAGUACUUCAUAAAUUAUAUAAAAACUAUAUAUUUUAAUAUUAUGAUAUAUAUAGUACCUAGUAUAGUACCUGGUACAUAAUAAGCCCUUUUCAAAAUGUGGUUUAUAACUUAGAGAAUAAUAUUUCAUUGCCUUUCAAAGAUGUUUUUAAUAUUUAUUAAUUUGAUUCCAUCUGUUUUCUAGUGCCUAGAAUUAGUCUUUCAAAUAAAAGCAAAAUUUUGGGGUUGGAAUAGAUGUUAAAAAUACAGAGUAACAAAGUAUCUCUUGUCAUCCUCUUUAAAAAUAAGAUAAAGAAAACUUUUAAAUUGUAAAUAUAUUUUUGGGCCGAGCGCGGUGGCUCACGCCUGUAAUCCCAGCGCUUUGGAAGGCCGAGGCAGGCGGAUCACAAGGUCAGGAGAUCGAGACCAUCCUGGCUAACACAGUGAAACCCCCUCUCUACUAAAAAUACAAAAAAAUUAGCCGGGCGUGGUGGCGGGUGCCUGUAGUCCCAGCUACUCAGGAGGCUGAGGCAGGAGAAUGGCGUGACCCCUGGAGACGGAGCUUGCAGUGAGCCGAGACCGUGCCACUGCACUCCAGCCUGGGCGAGAGCGAGACUCUGUCUCAAAAAAAAAAAAAAAUUGUAAAUAUAUUUUUGUAUCAAUUAGAUUUAUGUAGCAUUUUCCUUCCAUAUAAUAAACAGUUAUAUUAAAAUAUGCAUGGACUCAUUCUGUAUAACUUAGAAAGAUUUUCUUCCUUGCUUUACAUUUUUGUCAAGACUUUGUGUGUAGAGCAUAUAAAUGUGUGCUUCCUAUUUGUUGUCAUUUAUGUAUUCCAUUGCCAAAAAACAUUAACAAGAUUUUCUUUCUUUUUUUUUUGAGAUGGAGUCUUGCUCUGUCGCCAGUCUGGAGGGCAGUGGCAUGAUCUCUGCUCACUGCAACCUCUGUCCGCUGGGUUCAAGUGAUUCUCCUGCCUCAGCCUCCCGAGUAGCUGGGACUAUGGGCAUGCGCCACCGUGCCCAGCUAAUUUUUGUAUUUUCAAUAGACACAGGAUUUCACCAUGUUGGCCAGGAUGGUCUUGACCUCUUGACCUUAUGAUCUGCCCAUCUCAGCCUCCCAAAGUGUUGGGAUUGCAGGCAUGAGCCACUGCACUCGGCCAAAAAGAUUUUCUUAACGGUAUAGCCUGUUUACUUAGAAAUUAUUUAACGGUGAAGGACUGAAUCUCAAAUUCCUGUAUUCUUCUGAGCUUUUAAACUUUGUUCUGUUUUUGGUUCUUUUUUUAUAAAAAAAAUACAUAUUGUGAUUAAGGAUAGGCAUUCAUUCAUUCAAUCAGUAUUUGAGUGCUUCCAGGCACUAUUCUAGGCACUAAGGAUACAUCAGUGAAACAAGUAUUUAUUUAGAGACAGAGUCUUGCUCUGCCUCCUCGCUGUCUGCAACCUCGAACUCCUGGGCUCAAAGGAUCCUCCUGCCUCAGCCUUCUGAGUAGCUACGACUACAGGCACAUGCCACCAGGCCUGGCUGAUUUUUAUGUUUUUUUGUAGAGGUAAGAGUCUUACUAUGUUGACCAGGCCGGUCUCAAACUCCUGGCCUCAAGUGAUCCUCCUGCCUCCACCUCCCAAAGCACUGAGAUUAUUCAUGUGAGCCACUGCACCCAGCCCCAGUGAAACUUUUAGAUCAAACUAUAAACUCAUAAUUGUAUCAAUUAAAUUUUUCUCAAUGAUAUAGGAACUUCAUGGUCUUAAUUGUUGAUAGCAUCCAAGUACACAUUCAGUAAACAGAGCUUUUCUGUAUCUGUGUCAUGCAGUUAAAAUGGUUUUUUAUUGUUUUCUAUGAAAUAUCUUAGUUAUAUAAUGGUCAAACUGAAACAUCAUCUCUUACAAAGGUGAGAUUAAACACAAUAGAAUUAUUUACAGAACUUCCAUCUUAUAAGCCACUUUUUCAUUAAAUUUGGAUAAUAAGUGGUGCUUUGCUACCUGAUUUAAACUAGUUUUAUUUAGGCUAUGAAUCAACCUCUUUGUUCCAAAACACUGGAAUAGGGGAAUGUUUUGCAUUUCCCCUUCCCCACGAGAGUUUGUUUUCCUCUAAGUCACAUUAAGAUGCUGUUCUCAAGCCAGUUUCAUUUCACCUAGUGCCUAGUUUUUGGAGUGGGAAUGAAGGUAGGCAAAAGUUAAUUGUAGACCAACACAAAGAGCACAAGUGCAGCAUGUAUUUGCAAUAAUAAUGAAUGCACACUAUGAAGCAAGUCUAAUGCCAGGGCCUGAUCAAGCAGUGCUUUGGAGCCAAUGGGUGACCCAUCAGAUACCACUGGUUGUGGGCCACCUUCUUUAUUUCCUGAAGUUCUGUAACAUGGAAAUUCAGUCACAGGUUAAUCUUUACUAAAUUUUGUUCUACAGAAUUAUUUAAAAUCAUAGGGAAAUGAUCAGGAAUUGCUAUUGUUAUAAUAUAGUGGGAUUAAAUAGGUUCAAAAUGAGUAGAUUGUGUAUUCUCCUUACAUAGAACCUUGUGCAAAAUGUCUAAUUAAAGUAACAAGUUACUAUACAGCUAAUUCCUCCUCAUUAGAGUAUCAGAUGUUCUUAUUUAAUUUUCUGACAAAAAUAUGAAUGCUGCAAUUUCAUUGGUGCUUAAGGCCUAUAUUCCAGAACUUUCUUCAUUGAGUUUUAGAGAAAGAGAAAUAUAUUCUUUCUGAAGUUGAGGGUCCUGAUUUUCUGUUAACAAUGGGCCCUAUUAUGCUGCUUCCAACUGAGCAAGGCUAGGAAGAACUUCACAGCUGGCUGGGCACCUGACAUGCCCAAGGCAGGUACUCUGACCUGCUCAUAUAGCCCUGGUUCCUCCUGGGGAGAAUAGCAGUUUCCAUUCCCUGAAGUGCCUAAUUUAUUCCAGGCUAUGAAUAGAACGAGCUUGUUGAUUUGGGACUAGUGGCAUUCCCCUUGCACAACCUCAGGACAUGAUUAUCCAUGCCAGGGUCAGGCAGGAGCUUCCCAUCUGACCCUGUGCAGUCCUCACCCUGAGCACUUAACAAGAGUAAUAAGAGGCUAUUGGAAUGUCACAUUCUCUUGAAUUUAUUUAUAUUUUUAAUAAGAUACUGGCAUCCUCUUUUGCCUUUAUCUAAGCUUGACUUUCUAGAAACUUGAUUACAAAAAGUCUAUUAACUCAAUGAGUUGUUAGAUGAAAUAUAUUAAUACAUGAAUCAGGAAAAUCAUAGUCCUAGAAUAUUUCCUUUUAGAACACAUGUGUUUUUUGAGUUCGUAAAAUAUUCAGAGCACUGCAUUAGGUUCUAUCAGUGACACAGAAAUAAAACAGGAAAUAAUGGUCCUGCUCCUGAGGCAAGACAAUAACUAGAGACAUAGAGAAAUUCAACAACAAGUAGAAGGACGCAUAUUAGUGAAUAAAAUUGUGAGUACAGUGGUAUAACCAAACACUUACGUUUUAUUAAAACACAAAGGACAAAUAACAGAGAGAGGGUGAUUAGGAAAGGCUUCUUGUAGGUAGCAAAUUAUACUAAAUCUUGGCAUGUUUAAAUAGGGCUCAAAAGAAUGAAAGGCUCACUGUCAUGAGUAGUUUUUGCUAGGUAGGGAAAACUGGUAUCUUCAUACCUGGGGUGACUACUUUGUGGUUUCUCAGUAAAUUUUUUUAAUUGAAUCAAUUUUCCCCCUAGAGGAAGAAGGACUAAGGCCUCUGACACUGUCAGAAGAAUCAUCCCAAGCACCUCAGGUCCUAAUGUCCUUUAGGCACAUGGAUUUGUGACCAGAAUAGAAGGGACAUAUAUUAAAAUUAAGAUAUUUGGAACUUGACUGUAUUUUGUCAUUUAAUUAUAGAAAUGGGUAGGAAAAGAUAGGAGGAGACAUUUAUCAUUUACUACUGGCCAAUUUAAAAAAAAGAAAAGAAAAGUUGAGGAAAUAAGAUAGUAAGAUGGACAUUUCUGAUGGAGUUUCUAAGGGAGAAUUAGACAAAGAAGGAAAUGGUCAAAUUAUAAGUUAGACUUUAAAAAAAUAGAGUAAUGACUUAAUUUGGGUACUAUGCCAAGUAUUUUUCAAAGAUUUUAAAAUAUCUGGAAAAUACUCCAUGUUGUUCCAGUCUUAGUGGGUAUGGCAGCUAUGUAAAGCAAAUAAUUGCAGCAAUUUGAAAUGAGUGCCUUUUGCAUAUAUGAAUAAAAUGUGGUGAACUAAGCCAGAAAAAAAAGGAAAUAUGUAAAGGAUAGGAGAGGCUUCCCAGAGGAGGUGGCAUCUCAUUUGAAUCUUCAUGGAUGAGUUAGGAGUUUUUUGGGAGAAGAGAAUAUAGUAAGGGUGUUCUAGGGAAAAUCACAUGUGUAAAAUAGAUCUGAAGGAUCACUGUGUGUACUUGGAAGUGCGAGAAGUUGGAUGUGUCCAGAACAUAGCAUAAGCCUGGAGGUGAUAGUGAGAGAGGGGUCUAGAGAGGUAAGUAGGAGUCAGAGCAUGAAGGACUAUGGAUAUUAUGCCAAGAAUUUAGAAUAUUAUAUGUAGAUGAUGGGGAAACAUUGACUUACACUAAAAAACAAAAUUAAAAACACCUGCAUACAAUGGACUACAGAGGAAGAUCAUAAGAAGGACAGUCUACCAGAGAAGAUUGCAAAGGUCCAGGGAAACAAAUUAUGCCGUCCUAAAUGUCAGUAGUGAAAACCAAAAUGGAAAGGAAAGGAUGAACUUAAGUGUGAUCAAGGAUGUGUUGCAAAAGAUCUUACCCAUGUGGAGGCUGAGGGAGAUGAGGGACUCUAGAAUUUUCUCAAGUUUUUAGCUUGAGCACCUGGGUAGAUGGGAUACUGUAACAGAACUGUGGAAAGUUGCGGCACAAACAACUUUUGGAUGGAAAAGAAUGGACCCAGUUUUGAACAUGUUGAAUUUGAAGUUAUUGUAGGUCCACCAGGCAGGGAUGUCCCUUACUCAGUUGGGUUUGAAUCUGAAGAUGGAAGUCAGGGCUGGAGAUAAGGAUUUUGGAAUCAUCCAGGAUAUAGGUUAUAGUGAAAAUCUUACAUAUGCAUGGAGUUUUAAGAAGAGAACAGACUCAAGUGUUAUACUUAGGAAAGCACAAACAGUGGCUUUGGACACUGGGAAUACAUGAAAAAAUCCUGAGGUAGAACUAUGCCAUAUCAUUAAGUUAGCCCACCUGCCAGGUAUUAUGUGGUAAUGCCAAAUAAUGGAAACUUCAACCUCCCUCCAUCUCCUGCUUUUUUCAUUCCUUACGGUUUCUAGUAUGCUGACAAAGAAGAAUACUUGAAGGAGUUUUUUCUCAGCUAUCUAAUGUAGGGCUUCCCAAACUGUGCUUUCUAGAGCAUCCCUGGCAGUUCUGCAAGAUGUUAAUAAGCAUCCGUGAACUCCUGUGUCAAAAACUGAAAUAUGAAACAUUUCUUAAUUGCAGGCCUUCUCAAAACCUUUAUAAUAUAGGCCAGGGAUUUCCGAGAGGGGGUGUAGUUAGUAGCUCCUUCUUGAGCUUUUUUUCCCCCCAAACCACAGACCCCUUUUCCUCAUGGACUACCUAUUAAGACCUCAACGUUUUUUGAAAAAUACUCAUCUUUUGAUUGGAGAAAUUAAUGUCAUCUUCAUAGUCAUUUGGGAUUUUAAUCUUUGAGGGUCUUUUGUACGUGAAAGGCAUACUCAUAGUUACUGUGUUGUAAUUAACAUUUUUAAAAAUUUUAAAUUAUAAAGCCAAGUUUUCAUAAGCCUUUAAGCUCAAUUUAUAAAUCUUAUUUUAUUCAUAAAUCUAGUAAUUUGGGGUUAUAUUUAAAGCACUCUUUUUCAUUUGUUCCUUAAUUAGCAAUCAGCUUAUACGUUUGACAGACUAAAUUCUAUUAAACAUUUCACAUCAUUUUCAAACUUGAUUAAUUGCAUUCCUUUAGACUUUUCAAAUUGUAACCCCCAAUAUGCUUAAUUUUCCCAAGCACUCUCAAUCUCUGGGAAGGCAGCCUUACAAAUCUAAUGCAAGUCUUCCUGAGCACUUAAACACCACUUUCACAUGAAAGCCAAAUGUAUGCAUUAGUCAAUCAGUUUUUAAACACUGCAUAUAAACUUAGUCAAUCAAACUGUCCUUAAGUAUUUAAAAUUAAAAUGUCAAGAUUACUACUAGUGAAUCGCUUUAAAUAUUUUAAAUAAAAACUACAAGCCUUAAGUUGAUUUCCCAAUGUGUCAGAUUCUCUUAAACGUUUCAUACACUUGAAAUAACAAAUGAAAUAUCCGCAGCCCUAACAAAAUUAUGAAAAUUAUUUUCACCAAUUUUUUUUUUUAAUGUAUUCUCUCCCCUUUUCUGAUUGUAGAGUCACCUACCUGUAGAGCAGAGAAUUACCCUCUCAGUCCUGCUAAAGCUGAGGAUACAAGGCUGCUGGCCAGAUUGGGAAUUAAAUACCUGGGUGUUAAUCCCAGGAUGGAUCUAUCUGAGCUGUUUUUUUGAGUGAUAAGAAAUUUUUGUGCACGUAAUUUCUUUUGAAAACGGUAUUAUUCAUCUAUCAUCCCAUUCUUUAUCUUAUUAACUUGUUUUAUUAUUAUUAUUUUAUUAUUAUUAUUAUUAUUUUUGAGACAGAGUCUUGUUCUGUCGCCAGACCGGAGUGCAGUGGUGUGAUCUCGGCUCACUGCAACCUCUGCCUCCCAGGUUCAAGCGAUUCUCCUGCCUCAGUCUUCUGAGUAGCUGGGACUACAGGCACAUGCCACCACGCCCAGCUAAUUUUUUUUUUUUUUUUGUAUUUUUAGUAGAGACAGGGUUUCACCAUGUUGGCCAGGACAGUCUUGAUCUCUUGACCUCAUGAUCCACCCUCCUUGGCCUCCCAAAGUGCUGGGAUUACAGGUGUGAGCCACUGCACAUGACCCUGUUUUAUUAUUUUUAAUUGCCCGAUUUGAAUUAAUAAUAUUCACUACCCUCCCAUGGAUUGCAUAUUAACCUCUUAACUACCUAACUUGAUUCUCCACCUGCUUUAUAUUUUGUUGUUCUUUCUCCUAGACCACUAUUCUUUAGUAAUUUUAUGUAUAUAAGGCAGAGAAACCCUUAACUAUGCUCCUUAUUAUAUGCUUUCUUAACUUUAGUGUUUUUCUUGUUUCUGUUUUCUUUUUUGUUUACUACAUUCUUUCUAUGGGGAUUUUGUUCACUGUCAGUCACCUUUAUUUCAAAAUUUUUGUUAGAUCUUUUCAUCUUUUUUCAGGCCAUGACUUAUUCAGUAAAAUUUCCAAGCCAGUGGUUAUUUAGCUUAAAAACAAACAAAAACAGUCAUGGAAGGUGGUCAGCCUGUUAUGUUAUUUACUUUCAGUGUGAUUUUGGACAAGCUCAUUUUAAUCUCUUUGAGCCUUGACUGCCUCAGCUUUUAAACUAGAUGAAUAUCUUACCUGUCUGCAGGCAGGGGGCCAGAUGAGAAGAUAUCUUGGGGCCUUCUCUUUGAUCUCUGAUAGCUCUAAUUCUUACUGCUUUUCAUCUUGCUCAGUUGCUCUUUACUGACAUGGUGUGUGUAUGUGGGUCAUUUUGUAGAACUACUCAGAGAAAUAACUUUUUCAACCUUUAAUUAGUUGUAAAUAUUUAAAAACUGGGAGAUUUUACUCUUCUUCUUUUUUUCUUAAAGAUGGAAAGAUGUGAAAAUACUGUGUCUGCAUUUCUCCUUUCCCCCAGCAGCUUGAGCUGAGUGUUGACGACCAUUUCUAUCUAGUGUCCUGUCCUUUUCAAUUUGCCUCAGUGCCUACCUCACCAAUUUUGUAAUGAAUUGAGCCAAUGAGAUUUACAUAGAAACAGUUAGUGUAAAAAAUAAGGUCGGUUCUAGAAUUUAAGGACUAAGUUUAUAUAUAUGAUAGCGUGAGCUUUUUAAAAAAAAAUUUUAAAUACUAUAAUUUUUUUUUGUAUCAGCUUCAACCUACAUACAUACUCAAUUCUCAUAUUUUAAAAACUGACUUAGGCUUAAAAAUAUAGUGAAUAAGGCCCAUGCUUCUCCUGUUUCUCUUUUUUUCCUCCUAGUUUGAACAUUCUGAUUUUCCUCUGGGUACUAGGAAGAGGUGAAUACUUUUGUUUGCCUUACUUGAGUACUUACUGUUCUAGCAGUUUAUUGCACUUGGACAAUAGACACCUUCCUAUAUUUCCUAAUAAUCAUUCCUCAGGUUUUCUUUAAAUACGUCUUGAAUUUGCCCAAUUGUCAGGUAAUUGAUGCAGUCAUUUAAAAAAUUGCUUGGGGAUUAUGAUCUUGUAUACACUUAAAAGAGUGCACACCAUUUUGAAAUCACUACAUUUUUUGGACUACAUUUCUGUAUAGGAUUAGAGACACUGUUAAUAUUCCAGAUAAGAAAUCUGCAACAUGUUUGUCAUUUACCUUGUUUCUCUGGACUUAGGACAUGAAAUUCUAUCCAGCAGCUUGAGAGCAAUAUUAAAAAAUGAUGUAGCCUCACAAGCCAAUGAUAAAUAUGUUCACCCUAAGAAUUUAAAUGUGGUGAAUAGAUGCAGUAGUGUGAUUGGCAUUCAGUGGCCUAUCUCUAAUUCUCUUUACAGGCAUUGAAAAGCCAACCAAGCUUGAAGCAUUUUCAAUGUGCCAAGCAUUUGUGUGCUCCACUCAGUAUCAGGGUAAAUUUUGCCCAUUUGAAUGUCUUUCUGAUAUACAUAGUUUGAAAAACAAAUGUCCACAAAUAAGAAUAUAAAAGUCACUUAGUAUCCUACACCAUCACAAACAAAGAAUGUGGGGCUACUGAACACACAACAACUUUAUUUCUCAUUAUUGGCUAUAAAAUUAUUUUCUUGCCUAAUUUGUUUGAAUCAGACAUUUAUUGAUGUAUACCUAAUUGUCUUUCAUUAACAAUAACACUCAAUUAAUAUAAAUGAUGAUUUAUGCUUGAUGUCAUACUGAAUUUAUAAUAAUUUGGAAACAAGAGACAACUUAUAGGGAAUUGAAUGGAAUAAACUCACUAAGAUACAAAUCAGAAGUACUUUAAGAGUAAGCAAAUGGUUACUAUGCAUAAUAAAUAAACAAUUGUAAAGUUCUGGGAACUGGAUUAUGUAAAAUAUGUACAUGUUAUGUUCGUACAAUGGAGUAUAAACUCUUCGGGAGGGGUACUUUCUUGUUUAUUUAUUACAGAAUGAUAAUGAAGAUUAGCUUCAUGACCUUCAUAUACAGCACUGCUGUGUAAUGCAAAUAGUCUUUUUGUAUAACUGAAAGAGACAUACAAAGGAUUAUUCUGUUUAAAUGACUCAAAAUUAAUAAUUAUACAUUUGUUCUACGUGUAAAAGUUCUAAAAAUAGAAGAAACUGAAAUGGAUAUUUCUUAAUUAAUUAUGCCUUAAUUCUGAUGCACAUUUUCUUUUGAAAAGCCAAUUUUCUGAAGAACAGUUACACACAGCUUCAUUCCUGGCAUGACUAUUUCAAGUGUAGUGUUUAGGGAUUAUGUCAGAUUAGAUGGAUAUAUGGUAUAGAAUGAUUCUGGGGACAGACUUUCCAGAUUAACAAGAAAAGAGAAUUUUAAAAUACCUAAAUUUAAGUAUUUUACCAAUUUAGGUAUACCUAAAAUUGGACAUUUUUAAUCUGAGGAGUGUUUAGUUCAAUGGGGACAUUUCUCAGAGAGAUUUACUACUUUUUAAUGGUGCCUCUGAGAGUCCCUCAGUAGCUGUCCUCCGUCGGAGAACAUCUCAGAAUUACUUUUUUUCUGUCCACUUGCCCAUAUUUUUCAUUUACUUUACUGGAUUUGCUCACAUUUAUUACCCCCAUUCAUAUUUCCUUCCAUUCUUGAUACACUGGAAGAAAAAUUUAUUUAUAUAUAUAUGUGUGUGUAUAGCAUAUAUACACGUGCAUAUGUUGGAAAAAUUGUUUUUUUAAAUAUAUACACAUAAUGCAAGCUUAGCAUAGCAUCUAUCUCUCUUGCAUAUUAGAUUUAAAGGCUCAGUAGUUAAAGUGUGUUUUAAAAUUGCAGAUUACAUCCCAUCUUUUAACUUAGAAAAUAAAGAGACCGAGAUCUAGUCAGGUUAGCCACAUGCCCAUGUGGUCUUCAGACAGAGGCAGAGCUCAGAUGGGAAUGCAUGUCUCUGAUGCCCUGCCCAUACCUUCCCUGCAAUACUGCCAAGUCUGGAUAAAAGUGGUCUGGGUGUAAGUAAGAAGUAUGAGAAAGACUGGGUGAGUUAUUAGCAAACUCUAGAUUGCAGUCAACUUGAUCACUGUAUGCUAGGCAAUUUUAGGAGUAUGACUUUCUGUCCGUAAAUGGAGGCAGAAUAGAUGAAGAAUAUUAGAAAGAUUAAUUAAGAAUAUGAAUGGUGAAUUAAGAAAAAGUUUGGGACCAGUGAGAUGUGACAUAAUGUCUACUCCCACUUUACCCCUAUUUUAGAGUUAAAAUAUCAGAAGAUUUCAGAGGAAGUAAAGUUUUAUGAAAAUACAAUAUUUGUUAAAUUUAUAAUAUUUUGACCUUGAAGCAUAUUAGCAUACCAUUUCAUCUGUAGAAGUUUGAUUUGGAUCUUGUUACAACUUUCAUUUCACUCUUGAUCAUGUUCAUGCAUUCCUUCUCCUUCUUGAGCAGUAAUAUAGUUUAAUACCUGAUUAAAUGCCUUGUUCACUAAUUCUAUCAUCUAUGUCAUUUAUAUGUCUAUUUAUAUUGAUUGUUUUUUCUCCUCAUGGGAUAUGUUUUCCUGUUUCUUUUCAUGCCUAGUAAUUUUGACCAGAUGACCAACGUUGUGAAUAUGACGAUGUUUGGUAUUGGUUUUUAAAAAAUUCUUUAAAUAUUUCUGGGCCUUGUUCUGGGAAGAAUUAAAGUUACUUGGGCACAGUUUGAUGGGUAAAUCCUGAACAGUGUUUAGUCAAGGGCUAAUUCAGCCACACUAGUGAGGCAUUGCCCUUCUGAGUCCUUGACUCAAUGCCCUGUGAAUUAGCAGGUCAUUUCUAUCCAAGCUCAUGGAAGUAUCAAGUACUCCCAGGCCUAAGCUCCAGAUAUUUCCCACUUAUUCCUUAAUGAUGGUUCUUUCUCUGGCCUCAGUAGUUUUCUUUUUUAUAUGACCAGACCAGUAUUCAACCAAAGACUCAAUUGGACUAUGCCUAUCUCCAGAGCUUGCUCACUUGCCCUUUCUGUGCAUCUACCUCCUUUCUGGUCACCUUGGUGUCCUAGAGCCCUAAACUCUGUCUCCUAAACCAAGCAAGACUGUUGGGCCUGUUUGGGAUCUCCUUUCCCUUGCCGCAUCCAGAAACUCUCUCCAGGCAUUGAACGUUUUACUUAUGUAUAUGGCUGUCCUCAUUUGUCUCCCUUCUCUCAGAUAUUAUUAUGCAGCAUUACCCCUUGUUCAAUGUGUGUCAACAGAUUUAUGACAGAGUGCUAACAUGAUCUAUAUACUGGGUUCUCUGAGCACUGCUUGAACUUCUGUAAGCUCAAGGGCAGUGACUAAGUAAUCAAUCCAUUUGUAAACAUUUAUUGAGAGUUAAUUAUGUAAUAGGAUUUUAUUAAUUAUUGGAAAUACAGAGAUGAAUAAAGUGUGGUCCCGUAGCCUAGUUGAAAAAGCUAGCGUGUACAGACAGUUUUUUACACCGACUGAGAUUAAAAGAUUAUUAUAAUUGGAGAUUAUCCUGAGAGAUCAGAAGGUCUUAGAAACUUUGUGUUUGCAGGAUGUAGCAUGUAACUAGAUCUUGUAUACAGCAUUCAAUAAAUACUUAAGAAUGAAUGAUAGUGUAGCUAAUUUAUAAGCAUAAUCUGCUAAGAAAUGCUUACAGCCUUUUUUCUUAGUUCCCAAGAUAGCUUAAAUAAAUAAGAAUAUGAUGAUGUGUGUUUUAGAGAAAAAUAAUCUGACUUUAGUUUGAACUAUCAUGAAUAUUAUUUAUUGACAAUUCCAAAAAACUUUAAAUGUAACAUUGAUAUCUAAAUUAUAUAGUCUUGUUUUGUUUCCAAUUAUCAUAUCAAACAAUUGAAAAAUACCAAUCCAAUCAAACCUUUAUUUGUAACUGCUGCUCCCUCUUUCUUCUUUUUCUUUUCUUUCUUUUUUUUUUCUUCUUUUUACUUAUUUCUGUUCAUGUUUUGAAAAGCAGGGUCUGCAGAUAGUUAUUUAUAUGUAUGAAUUCACUGGUUCAUUCUAGUGCGAAAUAGGUCAUUCUGGAACAGUGAGAAAUGUGAUUGCUGAAUUUCAAGCAGUUUUUGCUGCUCAGCUGGAGCUGUAGAAAAAGGAAAGGGGUCAGGCCAGCACUUGUUGAAGAUUUCUUGUUGCCAUUGUCCUAGUAAAAGAGACUUGAUGCUGGUGAAUGUGGACUAUUCAAUGUAUUAGGGAGGAGGAAAGGGAGGCUUAGUACCUAGUUUAAUAAUUAUUAUGAUAUUUUAGUUUAACCACUCUUUAGAUGGUUAAUACAAAAAAUCAAAUGCCAUCGUAAUAAAGAUGUGCAGGGCUUUUUCUCCUUAAAAAGAAACUAGGUACAGCAAAUAAUGGCACUGUGAAAAUUUUGAGGCACAAAUUCGCCCUUUUUUUUUUUUGCAUGCUAAUAUACUGAAAAAGAAAGAAAGCUGCAGUAGGAUUGGCAGGUUAUGAUUCUCGUAAAAAAUAACAAAUUUUUAAACAAGAAAAUAAAGAAUACUUUGAAAAAAUUGUACAUUACUCAGCAUCGAAAAAUGGAAAUCAUUUAAUCUUGUGCCUUCUUUUCCUCUGUGGAAACUAGGGUUCUAAAUAGGAAACUACUUUCAAAUGGUAAACUGUUUACAAAUUUGAUAAAAAGAGCCCAUUAAUUAAAAUCUGAUUCCCACAUUUAAGUGACAAUUUUCUUUAUGAAUACAUGCAUUAAUUCAUAGGUUUUUCUGUUUUGUAUGACAUAGCUGUGAUGUACCGCAAUUAUUUCCAUUAAUAUCUAGUUAAGAAAUUUCAGAAAUUCUAUAUUUAGAAAUAUGUACUUUAGUCUAUUUCAGUUGUUAAUGUAAAUAAAUAGACUAUAUUACUGAUGAAUUUCUUUCAAAUUAAACUUGAAGAGAGGAUAUUAUAAGAGAUUAAUUCAAAAUUAUGCUCAGGUUCUGCUUGGGUGUUCUUGAACCCAGUAAACCACUGGAUUUUAAAACAAGUGAGUGAGAAUGAGUACUGACAGAACAGUGAGAGUUUUGCUUGGCUGGCCAAGGAGCAGGUGUGAGCUACGGGCACACCCUUCCCAUUUAGAAGCUGUGUGGUACCAAUAGGCUAUGAUCUUAAUCACUUAUUUACCUGUAACCUAGAAGAGAAUGAAGGUAUCUGACUCAGUCAUAUGGCAGACUUUUAAAUGGAAAUAUUCAUUAUAAGGAAAAGGAAUUCUUUCUCUGAUUUUAAUAGAAUGGAAGUGUUCUCUCCCUCAACCCCAUGACCCCACGUUCUGUGGACUGAAUGAAUUUGAUGUUUGAAAAGUGGUUCAGAUAAAAUGUAGUAUUGUGAUCAAAGAUGUCUCAGAACAUCUUAAUCAUGUAUUGCUCUUGUAUUGAUAUACAUUGUUUACAUUGAGCUAAUGCAAUAAUGUAAUUAAAGAUUCCCAUAGUACAGUAUGGGAAUCUGGGAGUGGGGCACUAACUGGUAUUCCAUUCUGUGGGGGAAAGAAAUUUCUCUUCUUAUCCCUUACUAGGUUCAUGGCUCAGACCCCUAUAACAAGACAGAUUAUCAAGAAAAAAAACAUACAAAUGUAUUUAAAUAUAAGUUUUAUGUGACAUAGGGGCUUUCAUAAGGAAAUUAAAACCUAAAGAAACAGGUAAACCUGUAUAUUUUUUAUGCUAGGUUUGAUGAAAAAGUCAGUCAAUACAGAGAAGUGUGAUUGGACAAAAGGGUUAUGAUCUAAUGGUAAUAAACUGGGAAGAACUUACCAAGUCUUGUCUGUUGAGAUUCUUCUCUGUGUCCCUGUAUCAUCAGACAUGAGGAUGUUCCUUUCUUAUGGAUAUAGAAUGGGCACCUCUCACAUGAAAGUCUUAUGACCUGCUUCAGGGGAAGGUCAGAAAAAGGAUGUGGGGAAGGUGAGAGUGACCUUCCUCCUUCUGCUAUUUUCUCAAAUGCCAAGGUACCAUAUUUUGGGGAAGUGGGUCCUGACCCUCAUCAGUUCUCUCCAUUACUCUUUGUCCUUCCUUUUGUAAAUCUCAGGUAUUUCCCUUACUGUUCUCCUUUUUACUUUCCCAAUAGGUCUUUGAAAGUGUGAGUCUUGGCUGGGCGCAGUGGCUCAUGCCUGUAAUCCCAGCACUUUGGGAGGCCGAGGUGGGUGGAUCACCUGAGGUCAGGAGUUCGAGACCAGCCUGACCAACAUGGAGAACCCCAUCUGUACUAAAAAAUAUGAAAUUAGCUGGGCGUGAUGGUGCAUGCCUGUAAUCCCAGCUACUCAGGAGGCUGAGGCAGGAGAAUCGCUUGAACCCGGGAGGCGGAGGUUGCGGUGAGCCGAGAUCACACCAUUGCACUCCAACCUGGGCAACAAGAGCGAAACUCUGUCUCAAAAAAAAAACAAAAAAAACAAAGUGUGAGUCUUUGGCCCACUGGGGAAACAUAUAAUGGGGGUGCUUUUCCUAACUUGCCUUGUUUUAAGUAAGGACGCAGAUCCAGGAUUUCUAAGGAGUGUUCUACUUAGUGAUGAAAAAAUUGGAGAGGAUAACAAAGUAUUUUUUUACAGUAGAAAACUAAAGGAAAAAUUAAGAAAUCUUUAGUAAUUGUUACCCAUGUCUUUAUUUAAAUAUGUAGAUCUAUCCUAACAUGAUUAUUCUUAGACAUAACAACUUCAUUCAUUCAUGAAUCUAUCAAACCUUUAAACAUGCUAGAUAUGCACCCCUAAGUGCCCCAAAUUGACUCCUAUAUCUAAAGAGCUCAUGAUACUUUAUAGUUUUCUAGACACUUUCAUUAAGGUUCAUCUGAUUGUUUAUCUACUUUUUUAACAAAUACUGUUGAUUUCCCUAUUGUUAGCACUGGAGUUACAGCAGUGAAUAAAAUAAAACUACACUGUCUUUGUGGGGUUAUAUUCCAGCAGGAAAUGGAUAAUGGACAAGUAGAAAUAUUCUUUACAUCACAUAGUUGGUAAGAAAAGUAGAAGAGAUUAAAUGGAUGUAGAAGGUGGGGUAUAUGUUUGCAGUUUGAAAUACAGCUCAUGGAGGAGCUAUCACUGAAGGAGAAACUUAAGUAAAAUCAAGGAGUAAGCCACAUGGAUAAAUGAGUAAACAGUACGUACAAAGUCCUUGAAGCAGAAACACACUAGUGUGUUUGAGAAACAGAACGGAGGGCAGUAUAGCCAGACCAAAUCAGAGAAGGAAGGAAAGGUAGCAAAUAAGGUUGGGGUGCGAGCCAACAGGCAGAUUAUAUUGGGCCUUAAUAGGUCAUGCAAAGGGGUCUGGAUUUUAUUCUAGGUGCAAUGGAAAGCCAUUGGAAGAUUUUGAACAGAAUGAGAAUGAGGUUUCUCUUUUCUUUUUCUUUUUUCUUUUUUUUUUUGAGACAGAGUCUUGCUGUGUUGCCCAGGCUGGAGUGCAGUGGCGCCAUCUCGGCUCACUGCAAGCUCUGCCUCCCGGGUUCAUGCCGUUCUCCUGCCUCAGCCUCCUGAGUAGCUGGGACUACAGGUGCCCGCCACCAUGCCUGGCUAAUUUUUUGUAUUUUUAGUAGAGAUGGGGUUUCACCGUGUUAGCCAGGAUGAUCUCAAUCUCCUGCCCUCGUGAUCUGCCCGCCUUGGCCUCCCAAAGUGCUGGGAUUACAGGCUUGAGGCACCGUGCCUGGCUGAGAUUUCUCUUAAAGGAAUCUAACAAAGUGAAAUUGUCAAGCCUCAAAGGAAAGUGAAUUAUAAAUUAAUGACUGAUCAUGUAGACACUUUGCUUAACAGUUAAAAAGCAUUUGUGUCGUUAUUUCAUCUAAUUAACAGAAAACACCAAAAUAAUAUACUUUUCGUAGUUGUAUUUAAAAUUCAGAGGUUUUCACUUUGGGAAGCCAAGGUGGGCGGAUCACCUGAGGUCGGGAGUUCGAGACCAGCCUGACCAACAUGGAGAAACUCUGUCUCUACUAAAAAUACAAAACUUAGCCAGGCGUGGUGGCACAUGCCUGUAAUCCCAGCUACUCGGGAGGCUGAGGCAGGAGAAUCGCUUGAACCCAGGAGUUGGAGGUUGCAGUGAGCUGAGAUCUCACCACUGCACUCCAGCCUGGGUGACAGAGUGAGACUCUGUCUCAAAAAAAUAAAUAAAAUUAAGUUCAGAGAUUUUUAAGGAGGAAAUUUUACAUGAUUGAUUUUUAUAAUAUUUUCCAUUUUUCUUGUUUUCUGAGCAUUUCCUUUAAUUUUUUUCACCUCUUUAAAAAAUAACUUGAGAUGUAAUUUACAUACCACAAAAUUCACCCAUUUAAGGUGUACUAUUCCAUGGUUUUAGUGUAUUCACAGUGGUUUAGUAUAUUCAUAUUUAGUAUAUUCACAGUUUACUGUAUUCACUAUUGCUACUAUCUAAUUUCAGUAAAUUUUCAUCAGUCCCAAAAGAAAUUCUGUAACCCAUAGCAUCACUCCUGAUUUAUUCCUUUUCCUCAGCCCUUGGCAACUACCAAUCUACUUUUUGUCUCUAUGGAUUUGCCUAUUCUGGACAUUUCAUAUAAGUGGAAUACUGUAAUAUAAUAUGUACCCUUUUAUGUUUGGCUUUUUUCAUGUAAUACAAUGUUUUCAGUGUUCUUCCAUGUUGUAGCACGUAUUCACUUUCAAACUUUCUUUUUAUUUCCAAAUAAUAUUCCAUUGUACUGAUACACCACAUCUGUUCAUUAGUUGAUAGACAUUCUGGUUGUUUCUACUUUUUUGCUAUUGUGAAUAUUUGUAUAUACAUUUUGGUGUGGACAUAUGUUUCCAUUUCUCUUGGAUAUAUACCUAGGAGUAGAAUGGCUGGGACGUAUGGCAACUUUACAUUUAAUAUUCUGAGGAACUCCCAGACUCCCUUCCAGAGUGGUUGCACCAUUUUAUAAUCCUGCUAGCAGAAUUUAAGAGUCUAAUUUCUACACAUUCUUGCCAACACUUGUUAUUAUCUGUCUUUUCAAUUUUAUUUUCAUUAAUGUUCACAUUUAGAGGAACUAGAAACCUGUCCUGCUUGCUUGUUCUACAUGCUCAAUUUUUCCCUGCUAUAGACUGUGGUGGAGAUGGUACCUCUGGUAUAGUAGAAAGAGCCCUAAACUUAGAAGAAUUGGUGUGAGUCCCAGUUUAGCACUUACUGCUUGAAUGACCUUGAAUAAAUCAUUCUCUUCUGUUAGCUUCAGUUUCCCCCUAUUUAAAAUAGGAUUAACCCUUGCUUUCCGGCGAUGAUCCAGUAAAGCAAUAUGUAAAAUAUAUUAGAAGAUCAGAUUCUUCCUCCUGUUCCUUUUCAGUCUCCCUCCGUUUUACUCUCUCUUUGAUGCAUAUUUCUUAAGUAAAUAAAUAAGGAGAGAUAUUAAAUAAUUUUGCCUUAAUGGCCUUUCCCUAAUAAGAUAUAAACCCUAAACACGUUUUAAAUUUCCUUUCUGUCUUUGUAAUGGGUAGUUAAUGUUAAAGUUAGUUGUAUCAGCAGAAAAGUUGAAAGCAAAAGCAAAGUUUGUCUUCUGGUCUGUUCCAUUUGGGAGGAAUUUUAUAAUUUGUCUAGGAUAAUAAAUGAAGUAGAUAAUCGACAUACAUGGAUAAUUAAGAGAUGACUAUAUGGCUCUUUUUCUUUUCUAGUAUUUAAAUUGUUUUUCCAUAGUUUUCUUAUUUAUUCUUAUAACUUGAGUAUGUAUCCAAAGAAAGCUGUGUUUUCUCCUUUACCUUCUUUUCAGAUAAAGGCAACUUUGAGAACAUAUGCAAGAUCUAAUAUCUUCAAAACAGCAUGUGGCCAAAGCCUUCACUGGUUUACAGCAGCCAGACUUUUCUGCCACAGUUUUGCCUGAAUCACCUUUUGAAGUCAAAUUGACACAAUUACAAUCUUUCACAAGUGCCAUCAACUUUCUUUCCAUUGUGUUUUUCCCUCUUUGUGCCACUGGCCUGGCCCAUUAUUCUUGUCCAGCCCCCAAGGUCCACGUCAGUUGCGCCUUCUCCAAGAAGCCUUCUCUUCUCUUUCUUCAUUCAUUAGAAUCCUUUUUAUUUACUGCUAUUUUUUGAUACAAAAAGCAAUUCAUACAUUAAAAAAAUCAGGGCCAGGUGUGGUGGCUUACGCCUGUAAUCCCAGCACUUCGGGAGGCCGAGGUGGGCAGAUCACAAGGUCAGGAGAUCCAGACCAUCCUGGCUAACACGGUGAAACCCUGUCCCUACUAAAAAUACAAAAAAUUAGCUGGGCAUCGUGGCGGGCACCUGUAGUCCCAGCUACUCAGGAGGCUGAGGCAGGAGAAUGGCAUGAACCCGGGAGGUGGGGGUUGCAGUGAGCCGAGAUGGCACCACUGCACUCCAAGCCUGGGCAACAGAGCGAGACUCCAUCUCAAAAAAACAAAACAAAACAAAACAAAAAACAUAAUUGUGUACUCCCCAAAGUACUCUAUGUGUAACCUUCCAGUCUUUUAAAAUAUAUAUCCAAAUACAUUUUUGACAAAAUGAGAAUAUCCCAUAUAUGUUGUUGUGCACUUGCUUUGUCACAAAACUGUGGAUCAUCUAUUGCACUCACUGAAUGACUCACUUUUUAUUUGUUUUUAUUUAAUGUUUUUAUGUGGAUUAGUCUUACUCGUCCAAUUAAAAUAAGACACAUCUUGGAGGACAGAGACUAUAUCUUAACUCUUAAACUUUUGUUCUUCUCCAUCAGGAAGGCACAGAGCUCUGCUCUGUAGGAGGUACUCAAUAAGUGUUGUUGGUUAAAUUGGACAUUUUGAGCCUAUACUUAGUGUGAUGUUCUAUAAAUUCAAGAGAAGUCUUAGAGGAUUGACUUCUUUAUUUUCACUAUAGGUAAUCUUUCUAAUGAAAAUAACAUUUAGAAGUACAAUUGCAUGUAAAAUUAAUAUUUGUUUGCAGGGCUGGGCACGGUGGCUCAUGCCUGUAAUCCCAGCACUUUGGGAGGCCAAGGCAGGCAGAUCACCUGAGGUCAGGAGUUCGAGACCAGCCUGGCCAACAUGGUGAAACCCUGUUUCUACUAAAAGUACAAAAAAUUAUCCAGGCGUGGGUGUGCAUGCCUGUAAUCCCUGCUACUCGGGAGGCUGAGGCAGGAGAAUUGCUUGAACCCAGGAGGUGGAGGUUGCAGUGAGCCAAGAUCGCGCCACUGCACUCUAGCUUGGGCAACAAGAGUGAAGCUGCAUCUCAAAAAACAACAACAACAACAACAACAAAAUUGGUUGCAGAAAGAAUAAAAUUGAUGUCAGAAAUUUGAGAAGACCCAGCAUAAGGCAUACUGUCUGGCACAAUUUACUUUGUAAAAUGAGGGAAAAGGAUAGCGGGUAGAGGGGAAUAAAAAGGGUAAAUCAACAAAAAGUUUAACAGUGACUUGGUUGGGGACUGAGAGAAACGGUAAAUGAAGGGAGACUUUUUGAGAAGUCAAAUACAUGUAGUCAAUACAAAAACUACGGAAGAGACCUUUUAUCCUUUUAACUAUAAUAAAAGCCCUACUGGCUUCCCAAAAUACCUAUUCCAUCAAGGAAAAAGAUAAGCUUUGUGUGUAAAUGAAAGAGAAUAUCUCUUCUUUGUCCUGAAACAGUUGAAAAAUAAAAAGUUUUACUACAGGGGUAUGAGAUUGCCUGAAAAAUACAUGACAUAAAAGCUAAAAAUUAAUCUUUUGACAUAUAUUUGUUUACUUUUGAUUCUCACAAAGACUGUUUCAUUUUUUCCUAAAUUAGAUUAAUAGUAUUUUAUACUAAAGGUUCACAUUGACGAUAGCAGCGAUAGGAUCCACUGACCAAAAGAUUAUUUUUAACAGUAGCAAAUAAAUGUAUUGUUUUUGAAAGAGGCAAUGGUCUGACUUUGUGAAUUUUCUAAUGAAUGCUAUUUGAAUGUUAAAGUUCUUUAUGCCACUGGAAAGCAGAAUGGCUGCAGCUUAAAACCAUAAGCUGCAGGAAGUUUCCUGAACUUUUAGAAAUUGCAUUACUGAAUACAGGUUACCUUUUGCAUAAUUGUAUAAAGCUGAUGAAAUGGGUCUCUUUUGCUCUGAUUGCUUUCCAAAUUCUACCCAAGUGAAUUCACAGCUGAUGGUUUUAAGCAGAGCAAAGACAGAUUAACUGGCUCACAUAAAAUAAAACCUUUAGAGACAGAAAAAUGGAAUAGUCCUAAAGCUUCACAAGAUGUUAUACAUAUUUUCAAAGUACCCAGUAAUUCUUAUGGCAAAUAUCAUCCCCCACUCUGAUUAGCUUCACUGUGAUGUUUAUAACAUAUUUUACCUUGUGCUGUUAGUUGAUGUUAUAUCUUUUAGUUUGUCUACUAUGCUUUACAGUGUUUAGAAUAAUAAAUGUUAUUGGCAGAAAAAAAUGCCAUGAGAAAAUUGCUUUGUCUUAAGAUUUCUCUAUCUUAUAAGAUAUAUUAUUUAUAUAUUUAUUCUGCCAGGAAUUCUUUAGAUGGUUAAACAUUAAUGACACACAUGGAGGCAUUAUUUCUGAGUGUGUGUUUGCAGAAGUAUCUUUUCAUGAAGGUUUUUGUCUUGCAUUGAUUUUGUACUGUAUAUCUACACACACCAUUGUGCAAUGGUGAACUUAAAUGAAAGCAAAACAAAAGAGAAGCCAAAAGUAACACAGUUGCUGUGGUCUGGAGCCCUUCUGACCAACAGAGUAGCCUAAGCUAAAAUGGAGAUACCCCACCCCACCGCUACACACACUUUAAAUGCAAUAAUGUAGGCAUUAUUUUCAUUGUGUAAAUAAGGAAUCGGUAUCUCACAAAGGUUUAAGCAAUUUGCCGAGAUCUCAGUUAGUGGUGAAAUCAGAAUUAAAAUUCAGGUCUGUCUGAUUGGAACCAUGAAUUUGGCUACCUUCCAAACUCAUGGUUUGGCUACCUCAGUUCUAAAAAUAUGAUAGACAAAGUCAUUUUUAGUAAAAGAAAAUUAAAAUUUGUAAUAAGUUGUAUUCUUAAUUUGAUACUGAAAACAGAUACGGAACUGAAGAUUUUAGCAUUUAAAAAUAGUGCUAAGUGACUUCUGAGUUUUUGUUUUGGGACCAGGCUCUCCUGUGCCCUCUGUAUCUCUCCAGAUUCAGACUCCAUGAAUCUCUCUCUUUGGAGACAGAAACACUUUAAUUGCCAUCUCUCUCUCAGAGCUGUAUUUAAUCCUUCUUUCUUGGGGCAGAGUACAAGCUGCCGAAACGAAUUCAGCUCGUCUCACUUGGGCCCCAGCCACUUAAAUUCCCUGCCGCACCAAUUGCCCUAGUCCUGGAGUGCAGCCACCCUGGGAACCUGUGAACCCAUUCACACAGGUCUCUGUCAAAUGUGCCACUUUCUCAAGGAGUUUUUUGCUUCUGUGAUGUCUACUUUGAACUUUUUGCAAAGUAUAUCCUUAGCAUUUCUCCCAAACUUAAGUGGCAUGCCCUGUACAGUCAAUUCUGUAUUUUUAGUAGCUUUGAAACAUUUUUGUUAGUUAAAAUAAAAGCCACAGAUUAGUGUAGGUGGUAAUUAAAAGUUGGUACUUUUUGUCCAAUACUUUUCCCUGCCCAUGCACUAUUGAGAAGCGUGGGAGACGAUUGCUUGGGAAAUUACUAUCACAAAGUAUAUUUUAAAAUGGCUAAUUAUAAACAUUUUCUCCUCUUUUUGUAUCUCUUAGUGUUGAAAUAAGGCACAGAGGUAACUCAAUUUAGUUCAAAAGCCAUUUUCUAAAUGAGAGGAAUUAGCUGAGAACUGUUACAUUAAUAGACAUUGCCAGUGGCUGUAUUCUGCAUACAAAACACUUGUUCAUGUUUUCCUCGACCUCCUUUGAUUGGGCCCAGCACUAAGUUUAUACUGAAUGGGCUCAGUCUGGUCUUUGGCAAGCAUCAGGGAGUAAUGAAUAGUGGAACAUCGAAAGGCUUAAAUGUCCUGGCACAGGCCCUGUGUCAGUAUGAUGAGCUAACCAUGGCAUUGUUCAAUGAGAAGGCCCUGUGUUCCUUUGGAAAUAAAAUCUUGGCUUGUGGACAGAGGUCUAUGUACACACAUUGAAUUUCUCUGUCUUCCUGCUAUGCUAUUCCAUUCAUAAUUAAACUUUGAAAGCAAAGCUCUGAAGAGGUUCUUCAAUGCCUCUCCUCUGAGUAUGCCCAGAAACAAGUGGCUGAUGUAAAAAUGGCAUAGCUCUACUCUUUUAUUUGGGAGCUCUCUGAAAUUUAAGUCCAAAGACUUGAAGAGCAAACUCUUUAAGCUGGACAGCAGUGUAGACAUUCACUGUUUCUCCCCUCAAAAGGUCUUCCCUCUGAAAGCUGUGGUAAUCACAAUUUUUUUUUGCUGCAGAAUUUCUGAUGUUCUGAUCUUUUUUGUUUACAGCUCCAUCUGUAUUUGUAGUGAAAUGUCUAAAUUUGUCUCACUACAUCUCAAUUCCAGGAAUGAAUUGAUCUUCUUAUGAGCAGUUCCCCCUUGAAAGCAAAGAAAAGGAGGAAAACUAAACUCUAGAGAUCAUUAAAGCUAUGACAUUAUAACUUGCCUUUUCUAAUUUUUACUCUUAAAAACAGAACAAAAAUUUUAUAGUCAGAGUCUGCCAGAAAGUACCUGAAGAAGCCAGGAAUAUUUGGGUAAUAGAAACAUAUGCUGUUGAUAUUGUAAAUUAUCAAGAAGAGUCUCCUAGGAGUUCUUCUAAAGCAUAUUUUAAUUCUGUGUUAUAAAACCAGCCUCCUGGUAGGGUAUAAAGAGUUAAAUAAAAUGAUCAAGAACCUACAUUAUGCAAGUAUUUAAAAUCUGAAGAUCUUUUAGAAAUACAUGUUGAAAUACUUACAUAAUAACAACAUAAUUUUUGGGAUUUGCUUAGAAACAGUUUGAUGUAAGGAUAAAUAGGUCAGCAUGUAAAGGAAAUAAGAUUAGCCAUGAAUUCAUUGUUGACCUGGGUGAUGCAUACAUGCACAUUCUUAUACCAUUCCCUCUACUUUUUAGAUGUUGGAAAUUUUUUAUAAUUAAAAGUUAAAAACUUUUUUUCUGAUGGUUCAGAAUGAUGGUUUCAUAGGAUGAAAUGUUUUCUUGUUAAAGAAACAGAGUCCAAAGAUCUAAGGUACUUUAGAAUCUUUAAAAAUUUGUAUGCUAUGCAAAUAAUACAAUUGUAAAUAAUCUAUUUUUACUCCAGUGAUUGCAUUUAGAAUGCUAGCUGUGAAUGUGGAUAUAAAACUCAUACUAUAAAUAGUAUGAUACCUGAAAUGCUUAGGUCAUUGAGAUAAUUGGGAUAGUUUAAUUUCUAAUAUAGGUUAUUCACAGGCAAACAAUGCUAAAAACAUUACUAUAUUGGAAUACAUAGCAGUAAACCCACACCAGACAACCUAAUUUCUGUGAAAAGAUCAAGAGAAUGGUUGGAUUCUUAUGGUUAUGAUUUAUCAUACCAUUGUGGUGUUGGAAACAUUUUGAUUAAUAAAGUGUCAGUUAAGAGAAUGAAAGAUGAAGCAGGAGUUAAGAAUAUGCCAUCCUCAAACAUGCCAUUCUGGCAUAUUAACUAUUUUGAGGUAAAGGCACUUGAUAAACAGCAGGGGCAAGAAGAUCACUCUGACCUUCCUUCUGUUUUGUAAAAGCAGUGGAUGAAAUUUCCAUGUGAAAUAUGUCCUCCCUCCCUAUACCAGAAGGAAAGUAUCAUUCAUAUCUAGGAUGGUAAGUUGAGGCCAAGGAAAAUCUGUACAAACAUGAACCUUCAUCUUCCUAGUCCCUUCUCUACCCAAAACACUCUAGCCCCAAGCCUCUUUGCCUUGUCACAUUUUCACAGUUUACUGCUUUUUGUCUGAUUUUUUCUAAUCUUUUGUCUAUAAAUCAAUACCUAAGUGUUCAACUCUAACUGCGUCUUUGGGUCUUCAUUUUCCUAUGAAGUCUCCUGUGCCAUGUAAAACUUAUAUUAAAUUAAUUUGUUUGCUUUUCUCUUUUUGAUCUGUCUUUGGUUAGUUUAAUUCUCAGGCCUAGCCUAAGAAAACUAAGAGGAUAGAGGCAAAAUACUGCCCCCCUACAAUGUUCUAUGUACCCAGUAUCACAUUAUCAGCUAUUUUAUACUUCUUCUUUGGCUUAGUUCAACCAUUAAUCAACUAUAUUAAAGUUCAGGUUUUUAAAAAAAAAUGUAGUUAUAUUAUUGCUUAGUUGGGGGAUGGGCAUAUCUUGGUGGAUUCCCACUGGAAAAGCUUUACUCUAAUGAGGCCAUUAAUGUUAGUAUUCUAGGCAAUGGGAAUAUAAAGUAGUUGCUGGUAACUAUUGAGUAAGCAGGAUGAGUCUUUAAUGACUCUGCUCUUAUCCAUUGCUACUUUUAGUAUUUUCUUGAAUAUAGCAAUUCAGAGCCUAAGUAACUGAUCUUAUAUUCUCUGAAGAAUGCUACAUACUAGCUAAGAAGUUAUUAGUGAUGAUAAACAUGAUAUCAACAUGUAAACAUGAUAUAUUCAUGUUUACAGUCAUUUACUUCUGCCAUAUGAAAACGUUUAAAGUAUAUAUAUUUUUUUCAGCUUGGAAAGUUUGAUGGCAUUCCAUUUGAGAAUUUUUUUUUUUUUUUUUUUUUU
Molecule: messenger RNA, 37459 nt
Organism: Pan troglodytes (chimpanzee)
Lineage: Eukaryota; Metazoa; Chordata; Mammalia; Primates; Hominidae
Gene: FBXL17
Product: F-box and leucine rich repeat protein 17
Exons: 7
Coding region: 676-2436 (586 amino acids)
Cellular component (GO): cytoplasm
Molecular function (GO): protein binding
Source: RefSeq, a predicted model, not a curated record